AUGGGUUUAUCAUUUUCAAAACUAUUCGCCAAUCUCUUUGGUAAUAAAGAGAUGAGAAUCUUAAUGGUUGGUUUAGAUGCCGCCGGUAAAACUACAAUUUUAUAUAAGUUGAAAUUGGGUGAAAUCGUUACAACCAUCCCAACAAUUGGUUUCAACGUCGAAACAGUUGAAUAUAAGAAUAUUUCAUUCACAGUCUGGGAUGUUGGUGGACAAGACAAGAUUAGACCAUUAUGGCGUUAUUAUUUCCAAAAUACUCAAGGUAUCAUUUUCGUGGUUGACUCAAAUGAUAGAGACCGUAUUGCUGAAGCAAGAGAAGAAUUACAACAAAUGCUUAAUGAAGACGAGUUGAGAGACGCUUUAUUGUUGGUUUUUGCUAAUAAACAAGAUUUGCCAAAUGCUAUGAAUGCUGCUGAAAUCACCGAAAAAUUAGGUUUACAUUCUAUUAGACAAAGACCAUGGUAUAUUCAAGCUACUUGUGCUACUACUGGUGAUGGUUUAUACGAAGGUUUAGAAUGGUUAUCUACCAAUUUGAAAAAUUCAUCUUAA
Lodderomyces oxycetoniae is the source of this 546-nucleotide messenger RNA. RefSeq names its product Arf family GTPase (gene ARF2). Gene Ontology annotation, biological process: intracellular protein transport; vesicle-mediated transport. Lineage: Eukaryota; Fungi; Ascomycota; Pichiomycetes; Serinales; Debaryomycetaceae. Bases 1 to 546 code for a protein of 181 amino acids. The transcript has a single exon. Gene Ontology annotation, molecular function: GTP binding; GTPase activity. The record is from RefSeq and is a predicted model, not a curated record. Gene Ontology annotation, cellular component: cytoplasm; plasma membrane.